Messenger RNA from Episyrphus balteatus (marmalade hoverfly), 1100 nucleotides. Its product is annotated as trypsin beta-like. Gene Ontology annotation, molecular function: serine-type endopeptidase activity. The record is from RefSeq and is a predicted model, not a curated record. Bases 312 to 1082 code for a protein of 256 amino acids. The transcript has a single exon. Lineage: Eukaryota; Metazoa; Arthropoda; Insecta; Diptera; Syrphidae. Gene Ontology annotation, biological process: proteolysis.
GUUCCACCACUCAAAUUUGAUAAUAAUAAUAGAAAAAAAAAAAUACUUUGACUUAGAUUAAUUUAAUCGGAAUGAAUUUACUAAUUAUAUGUAUCAAAUACAAGUGAACAUAACAGGCUGUCAGACGAAAUUCGCAGAUCAUAUCGGAACUUGUCAAACACAAGACGGUUUUGUCAGAUAUCAAAGAAUGAUUUGACAGUCCCAAAGAUAAAUGAUAAGACCAAUCAAAAAAGCGUGCGUAAUCAGUGCUGUUUCACUUUGGGCUAUAAAAGUCGAAAUCAAAUGUCUAAUUGAGGAUAGAACAAAACAAAAUGUUCAAGUUGGUAGUAUUUAUUUCAUUGGUCGCCUGUGCGUUGGGGUCCACCAUCCCUGAAGGCCUAUUACCUCAGUUAGAUGGACGCAUUGUCGGUGGCGAGGAAACGACAAUAUCAGAAUUUCCAUACCAACUUUCCAUGAUGAACAGAGGCAGUCACAGUUGUGGAGCUAGUUUAUUAACUCCAAGAUAUGCCUUGACAGCUGCUCAUUGUGUUUCUGGUGCUUCUGCGAGCAAUUUGAAAAUUCGUGCUGGAUCUUCGUCAAGAAGCAGUGGUGGAACAGUUGUUCAAGUUGAAAGGGUUAAAGCUCACCCACUCUACAAAUCCAGCACGAUGAUGUACGAUGUUGCUAUCCUUAAAUUGGAAAGUGCGCUCCCUCUUGGACCAGACAUUAGCACUAUUGAGUUAGUCAAAGAAUCACCAGCUGAAGGAACUCGCGCUGUUGUCAGUGGUUGGGGUACAAAGAGCUCUGGAGCUCUCACCAUUCCUACUGUUCUACGAUUUGUGAGUGUUAAAAUUGUCAGCCGCGAAGUGUGUGGAUCAAAAUCUUAUUCUUAUGGAAGUGACAUCAAGGCGACCAUGAUUUGCGCACAAGCAUCUGGAAAGGAUGCAUGCCAAGGUGAUUCUGGUGGCCCAUUGGCCGUUGAUGCUGGACAAGCUGGUAUUGUUUCAUGGGGUUAUGGAUGUGCCGCUAAGAAUUAUCCUGGUGUUUAUACUGAUGUCGCUGCAGUUCGCCCAUGGAUUAUUGAAACUAUUUUGCAAUUGUAAUAUUAUUAGUUUUAAAAC